AUGAUGAUAAGUUUAUUUGUCUAUCGAUUAGUUGUUGUCGGUUUGUUUUUCCAAUGGAUCAUGUCAUCGAAUGGAGCAGCUGCCUGUAAUAACACUGCUAGUUGGAGUAAUAGUGCCGGGCAUCCUUGCCACGACUACCAAUUUAAUGCUUUGUGGUGUGUUAAUGGUUCCUUCCAAGAGAAUACCUCUUGGACAGGAGGUAGUAGAUAUCGUUAUCCUGAGUUCAACUGCUGUGAUUGUGGCAAAGGAUGGCCAGUAUGGUUUGUUCCAAAGGCAGGCUAUGCAGCUACCAAAGCUGUUCCGCAGUUAACAGGCAAUAGUAGAAAUUCGAGUGUUACCGAUUUAAAAUGCAUUGAUUAUAUGGGCAAUUCUAGUGUGUGUAAUAUGACAUGUAAAACAUGGACACAUCCAGUUAUAGCGCUUACAAAUAUUACUGAGAACGAUUUUAAUUUAUACAAUUGUAUACUAAGUUUACAGACGACAAAUGCCUCAAUGUCAUAUACUUUCCAAAUUCCUCAAGACAACUAUAUAGUUUAUUUUACUAAUUGGACAACAGAUCACUACAAUUUUUCGUGCUUGGGUACAACUCCACCACCGAAUUCUUCGAUAUUAUGCCGAUAUGAUGUUUUCCAGUGUCUGUCACCAACAACGACAUACCAAUGUGUAUCGCCAGAUUGCAUUGGUACAUCAAAUUGGAUCAGCAACAAUACUGCAAGUCGUAGUACAGUAGCAUAUACUUGCGAUUCGUAUGAAAAUGAGCAGCUAUGGUGUUCUGGAGGAACUGCCACACCAGGUAACCAAUGGACAUUAGGCUCGCUUUACAAUUAUCCUGAGUUUAAUUGUUGUGGUUGUGGCAAAGGUAAUCUAAUAACUUAUUCUCCAAUAAUUGCAGAAUUUCUUCUAUAUGCUUAG
Messenger RNA from Adineta steineri, 912 nucleotides. NCBI's taxonomy places the organism in Eukaryota, Metazoa, Rotifera, Eurotatoria, Adinetida, Adinetidae. The record is from the annotation of a GenBank genome assembly.